AGAACUCUUUCCUUCAUUCCCUGCACCAACAAAAAUCCAGUGCGUAUCAGAGAGAGAAAGAGAAAUAAUGACGGAGACGACGGCGGAAUCGAUCGCGGCGGAUGCGAAGCAGCCCCACCGGUUGGAGAGGAAGUGGACGUUCUGGUUCGACAACCAGUCGAAGCCCAAGCAAGGAGCCGCCUGGGGUUCCUCCCUUCGCAAGGGCUACACCUUCGAUUCUGUCGAAGAGUUCUGGUGUUUGUAUGAUCAGAUUUUUAAGCCCAGCAAAUUUCCUGCAAAUGCUGAUUUUCAUUUGUUCAAAACUGGGAUUGAACCCAAAUGGGAAGAUCCUGAGUGUGCCUAUGGAGGCAAGUGGACUGUCACUAGCAGCAGCAAGGCUAACCUUGACAAAAUGUGGCUUGAAAGUUUGAUGGCUUUGAUUGGAGAACAAUUUGACGAGGUUGAUGAGGUAUGCGGUGUUGUUGCAAGUGUGCGCCAAAGAGGGGACAAACUUGCGUUGUGGACUAGGACAGCAUCCAACGAAGCCACUCAGAUGAGCAUUGGGAGGAAAUGGAAGGAGAUUAUUGAUGUUACGGAUAAGAUCUCUUACAGUUUUCAUGAUGAUGCUAAAAAGGAAAGAUCAGCAAAAGGUCGAUACAAUGUGUAACACCGCUGCUCCUUUCUGUUACCCAUCUGUGAUGAACGCAAUAGAUUGUGCGGGACAGUUUCUAUCUGUGCUCUAUUCUAUAUCAUGUUUAAUGGGAUGGCUUUGCUAGUAAGAUGCAUUUAAGUAUUUUGAAUGUACUCCCAUACAUUAUACUUGGCAAUCCUAUAUUCUUUGAUGGUGCUGUUUGUCAA
Rhododendron vialii is the source of this 837-nucleotide messenger RNA. RefSeq names its product eukaryotic translation initiation factor. NCBI's taxonomy places the organism in Eukaryota, Viridiplantae, Streptophyta, Magnoliopsida, Ericales, Ericaceae. Gene Ontology annotation, molecular function: RNA 7-methylguanosine cap binding; translation initiation factor activity. Gene Ontology annotation, cellular component: cytoplasm; eukaryotic translation initiation factor 4F complex. The record is from RefSeq and is a predicted model, not a curated record. The transcript is spliced from 5 exons. Bases 68 to 646 code for a protein of 192 amino acids. Gene Ontology annotation, biological process: translational initiation.